AUGAAUAGCAGAUUAUCAGGAAAAUCAGGUUAUAUGACCCUAAAACUUGAUAUGAGUAAGACAUAUGAUCGUGUUGAAUGGAAUUUCUUAAGAACAAAAAUGAAAAAAAUGGGAUUCAAUCAAAGAUGGAUUGAACUGGUAAUGAAGUGCGUUGAGUAUGUUACUUAUACUAUACUUAUCAAUGACUUGGGCACAGCUGCUCAGACAGACAAAGACUACAAGGAGCCACCCCCAGCUCCUUUGUUUGAGCCAGGGGAGCUUUCCUCAUGGUCCUUCUAUAGGGCUGGAAUUACAAAGUUCGUGGCUACCUUCUUGCUCCUCUACAUCACCAUCUUGACUGUUAUGGGUGUGGGCAAGUCUGAAAAGUGUAAAAGUGUGGGUAUCCAAGGAAUUGCUUGGGCUUUUGGUGGUAUGAUCUUUGCCCUUGUUUACUGCACGGCUGGUAUCUCAGGUGGACACAUCAAUCCUGCUGUGACCUUUGGACUCCUCUUGGCAAGGAAACUCUCUCUCACAAGAGCUCUAUUCUACAUCAUCAUGCAGUGCCUUGGAGCCAUAUGUGGGGAAAUUAAAUUACUGAUUUUGUAAUUCAUAUAUUGUAAUUUAGUAUUUUGUAAUGUCAUGUAUAAAUAACAAAUAAUAUAAUAUGUAGUGGAUUGUAUUGUAAU
Carya illinoinensis is the source of this 665-nucleotide messenger RNA. Its product is annotated as probable aquaporin PIP-type pTOM75. Gene Ontology annotation, molecular function: water channel activity. The record is from RefSeq and is a predicted model, not a curated record. The transcript is spliced from 3 exons. Gene Ontology annotation, cellular component: plasmodesma; plasma membrane; vacuole. Gene Ontology annotation, biological process: transmembrane transport; response to water deprivation. NCBI's taxonomy places the organism in Eukaryota, Viridiplantae, Streptophyta, Magnoliopsida, Fagales, Juglandaceae. The coding region runs from base 1 to 585 and encodes 194 amino acids.